Messenger RNA from Porites lobata, 4732 nucleotides. The record is from the annotation of a GenBank genome assembly. NCBI's taxonomy places the organism in Eukaryota, Metazoa, Cnidaria, Anthozoa, Scleractinia, Poritidae.
AUGAAUUUUAUAUUUGAACAGGAAACAUGUCUUGGAUUUGCAAACGUAGACAGAAUAAAGGAAAAAAUUGUUGAAGUUUUAAGGCAAAUUCAUGGAGAGAAGAGGGAAGAAAAGGUCAUGGUUGACAUGUGGUGUCAUUUUGGUCACGCCUACAUUACCAAGAUUGAUGAGGGUGAGAGUCUUGAACGUUUCUACAAAAAUACAUUUAGAAAACCACAUCUAGGAACCUGAGGCUUUAAAAACCUGAAAUUUUCCAUUUUAAUGACCAAAAAUAUGACAACCUGUUAAGCCAAGCAAGGUCAAGCAAGAUCAAGCAGGGUCUUAUAUGUGAGCUACAGUUAAAUCAUGAUAAAGAUCAUUUUUAACCAAGGCCAGAGUUUGCCUCGACAAGGAGUUUGACAAGAUUGCAAAUUUACGUUAGAAGAAAACAGCAUUAGAUAUGCUGUUCUGUAAUAACCUCUGUUAGGCUAAUCACAAUAAAAACAGUUGUAAAUAAAUAAAUAAAUACAAAUAAAUAAAAACUGAGUUGGAGGUAGCACACCCAUAAAGUAGUUCUUCGUGUACCUGAUUUAUGGUCAAAUUGGAAUUUGGAAAUGUUGGUUUUUGAGAAGAGGGGAAAACCGGAGUACUCGGAGAAAAACGUCCGGGAGCAAAGGAGAGAACCAACAACAAACUCAACCCACAUAUGGCGUCGACGCCGGGAUUUGAACCCGGGCCACAUUGGUGGGAGGCAAGCGCUCUCACCACUGCGCCAUUCCUUGCUCCCAUUUUUGAAUGUAACUGAAAACCCAAGUUUAUUUAUUUUUCUGAUGAUCAACAACUAUAUCUCCUUCGUAGAAAAGACGAACCUAAGUAAGAGCCUACUUAGCUCAAGUUGUCAAUUACUAUCCCAAAGGUUCAUAAGCCCCGUGCCGAACUGACGCAACAUUGUUGGCCAAUGGAUGUUACAUGUUACGUCCAUUUGCACACCCUGUUGCAUGUUGUUGCGUACGCGUGUUGUUGGGACCGAAGUAUUUGCGCAAAGUUUGAAACCGGUCAAACUUCCUUUGAAAUCCGUGAUCGCUGAAGCGUAGCGCAACGAUGUUGGAUCCGUUUGUACAGCUUUUCCGACAUUAUUGAGGCCUCGCACGCGUAUUAGGCAUAGUUUACAAGGUCUCAUGUUUUGCAUCCUUCCCACGAUACACUGAAGGUCCCAGCAUUGUUGGGAAUUGUUGCAUCCGUUUGCGCACCACUGCCAACACGGAGGUAACAACUCCCAACAUUGUUGGCCCAACAGUGUUGGAGGUUGUCGCAUCCGUUUGCACGUAGCUUUACAAACGGAUUUUUACUGCGAUGGUUGACGAUGACUGAAACACUGUUUUGUUUCUCUUACAGACGAAUUAGAGGAAACAUUUACGCUGAAAGAAGUACAAGAGAAACUUGAGAAUGUAACUAGCGGAACUUGGAAUCCCCUUUUCAUCGAGGGCGUUGAGGACAUGGAGGUUGAAGGAGUUGAAAAGCAUCUCCCAUCUAAAGCUUCAAAAGAGGACAUUAGACAUGAUUUCACGUUUUAUACCCCCUCCUGUAGGGAUGUUCGUGUUAAGGUAUUGCAUGGUUUCUAAUAUCUAGCAGACGAUUGAUGGAAAUAGGUUAGUGAUACGGUGGCUCCAUAUGUUAAUACGUUUACCGCUGGUCAUGUGGUCUGGUCAAUGGUGACAAGUUGGAGACCAAACAUCAAUCACCGCUUUAUCUGAGUCCAGUGGUCUCCAUUAUAGAGCGUUUUCACUCACGUGGCCAGCAUCCAUGCUAAUUUAUUGGAACAUAAGAAAGCAUUUACAUGAGAAAAGAGUUAAACUCCCAGAGGAUUUUCUGGGAACACCAACAUGGCCGCCGUUUCAUUUGUUUGGAACAUCAAUAUGGCCGCCGUGACGUAAUGUGAAAACGCUCUAUUUGUAAGUGGUCAAGGAAUCGUUGCGAGACACUUUUACUUCAGUUAGGGGAAGGGAACAAUGAGAAGGAGAGAGGGAAAAGUAAAAAAUUCCCGCGCGCAUCUUUAAUCCGCUUUCCUCGUUAUAAGACUAUAAAUGAGGAAACAAAACUGGAACGCCUGGGGAAAGUUCAGCCCCGUUUAUAUAGUUAUUGUCUGGCAAACAAUGUUUUGGAGUCUCAUACGGUCUCUUUCGAGUCUCUUAGUUUCGACCAGAGACGUUUAAGAAUCUUCCUCUUAGAGUACCGCAUUUUUCAUGCAGAAAAAAUCUUAUGCUCGUGAAACAACUGCUGAUCUCACUGUCUUGCAGUGUCUCGUUUAAAUACUACGUACUAAAUAAUACGUUUUUUCUUUGCUGUUUGUUUGAAAAAGGCUUGGCUUAUGGAAACAGAAGGCGAAACAGCAUCCGCCAUGGCAUUUUCACGCAGGACACCUAUCACUGUAAAGAACAUCCUAACGCGUGUGCUGUCUGAUGAGCGAGGAGACACUUCUGACACGCCAUGUUUUCACAUCUGUUCUCGGUCUCAAACCCGACUGAAAGUGGACAUAUUGAUUCCUUCUAAGGACCUCGAUUGUAGUUUGUCCAUUAAAACAUGUAAGAGAGUCAUUCGCGACUUUACAAACGAGAGAGAAACUGGAUCGAGAUAACUUUCGCAAAGACUUAUGGGACUGUUAGAAGCUUUGGACUGUUUCUAGGGACAGCGAGAAAAAGUAGACAAUUCACCAUUGUCACAUAGACCAUUUCAGCAGUAUUUUCUAUUUUUAUUCAUCUGGGUAUUUAAAUAGACACAAUACCUAUUUUCUUAAAAUCGUUUUGCUGCUUUUUUUUUUUGACAAGGCACUAAUUAUGCCCCCAAAACGCCUCAAGACGAAGAAGAAGACAAAAUCUUAGAAGACUAUCUAAUGGGAAUGAAGAUCGAGGAUGGCCAAUUGAUUCUGAGGCCGGCUUCAGAGCUCCAGGAAGGGUUUGACCUGUAUUACAAGCGUCGUAGUCUGCGAAAGACUUAUCAGUAUGAAAUGGACGGGGAACAGUUUAGCUUGACUGUUUGUAAAGAUCAAGCAACAAGUGUUUGCCCUAAUGAGCCUGACGCUAGCAACAUGGACGAAAUUCCCGUAAAGGUUAGCUACGUUUUGCAUCUUUAGUAAAUAAGCUUCGUAAUGGACUAGUCAACUCUCUCAAAAUCAGCGGCGUAGCCAGAAUUUUUGUAGAGGUACGCAAAACGUUUCCACAUCUUCCCGCCUCCCCCUCCCCUCAACAACAACGUUUUCAUGCUCUAUACAUUCAGCUUGCCGCUAGCCUGUGUACAGACGUCCCCCCUCCCUCAGAAAAAAAUACACAGGCACACACAGGCUAGCUUGCCGCUAUCUGCGCGCUUUUUCCCGCCUUUUUCUCUAAACUAUAUCGUCCCACCAAUGAACCACGCGUCGCUUCUCUGGAAAGCGACCACGUCUGUUGUUUUAGAAAAAAAUAUUUCAAAGAAACAACCAGAGUCAAAUGAGUUGAGGAAAAUUGCGCUUUUUAAAUUUAUUUCCUAUUUGAGAUAAUUGCAUUUGUUAUUUUAUUUUAUAUCAUGUAAUUCUCUUACCCUCGAGACUUUUUCAGUUAAGCACGUGUGUACAAUGCUUCCAGGAAGCUACGCCCCUGAAAAUCAGGACUCCUUUAAUAGAGCUUAGAGUGUCAUCACUUGCACCAAAAGCCUUUUCAGACCAGGUUAAUCGAAUUUCAAGCCUACAAGUUAAACCCCGUUCAGCCAUGGUUCAAUGAACCAGGGUUUACUUGAGUCAAAUCAGCCUUAUUUAUUGUAAAUUGUCAAACCUGACUCAAGCCAGGCUGAAAGAUUAGAGAAACUAUAAGCUUAAAACCAGGCUUGAUAUCGACUGUCUGAAUAUUAGCCGUACAUCCCUAGCUAGUUAGUGGAUCUUGGAUGAAUUUCCUUGGGCCGUCCUUGACUCACUGGACUCUCAGUUUAAAGAAAAUGAAGGGGACGUGACAAAAGAAACACUGUCGGGACCACGGUUUUGGUGCUUUUCUCUCAAAAGAUCUCUGUAUAUAAGGGUGAACCGACUGACCGUCAUUAUAAAGAUGACAUGCCAAAAACUGAGACGACCAACUGCAGCGACAAUCUAGGGUAAAAAAUAACAAAAGCGAAGAGCUAUAACCUAUGAGGACCACCAACAAAACUCGUAGAUGUCAGGACCUAAGUGUGCCGGAAUAAUCGACCAAGACUGCCAUAUCAAAUUCUGUUUGAUGUUGAAUUUAUCAGUUUUUUUAAAUUAUCGAUCGAUGAUGGUGUUUUUGAAAUGUUCAAUUCAAUUCGUCAAUUCGUUAGGGCAUUCGAGUGUACUACAGGAAUCACAGUUGAGAUAAAGGAGUGAACCCUCUGUAAAUCAUGCAGGGACUAAACUUAAGGUCCAAAAAGUUGAUCAUUAUGAAUGUUCAACUAUAGCGAACCUAUUUCAAAUCUCAUUCCUUUGUUCUGUCAUAUAUUUUUUUCUUUUUAAAAUUCUCAUCUUGGCCGCUUUUCUGUUUUAAUCCCACUAAUUCACAGCGUUAUUGUCCUGUAUCUAAUAAGAUUAUACGCUUAAUUUGCUUUGUUCGUUUUCCACCAAGUGUUUUGAAAAGUUCGACUUUUUGUGUAGGCUGACAUACACCUUCACUGUGAAGAGUGGGAUCGCCUCCUCAAUGAGGGAAACUGGGAACCAGAACAGAUUGCCGACAAGCUACCCGCUUUCCUGAAGGUUUUGAGACAAGUCAGAGCAGUGUAG